Messenger RNA from Mizuhopecten yessoensis (Yesso scallop), 2188 nucleotides. RefSeq names its product photoreceptor-specific nuclear receptor-like. Lineage: Eukaryota; Metazoa; Mollusca; Bivalvia; Pectinida; Pectinidae. Gene Ontology annotation, biological process: anatomical structure development; positive regulation of transcription by RNA polymerase II; cell differentiation. Gene Ontology annotation, molecular function: RNA polymerase II cis-regulatory region sequence-specific DNA binding; zinc ion binding; nuclear receptor activity. The coding region runs from base 14 to 1171 and encodes 385 amino acids. The transcript has 7 exons. The record is from RefSeq and is a predicted model, not a curated record.
AAACACGCCUACAAUGAAUAUGGGAUGCCCUCUGAGCCCAGGGAUGGGGCCUAUCAAGAGAAACUCCCCCGGGCUGGUCUGUGUGGUAUGUGGGGACACGUCUAGUGGUAAACAUUAUGGAAUUCUGGCAUGUAACGGCUGUAGUGGAUUCUUUAAGCGGAGUGUCAGACGAAAGCUAAUUUACAGGUGCCAAGCAGGGACGGGGAUGUGCGUGGUAGAUAAGGCCCACAGGAACCAGUGUCAGGCCUGUCGCCUCAAAAAAUGCAUGAAUAUGGGCAUGAACAAGGAUGCUGUACAAAAUGAACGCCAGCCCCGCAACACAGCCCAGAUUCGCCACGACCAGCUUAUUGGGGACGCUGACCAUACCUUGUGUCAUAACUCGGCAACUGUGUCCGCCACACAUCCGGCAUUUAGUCCUGCAGCCAAUCACAGGUUCGCUUCCGGUCUGAUGACAGCGGAAAACAACGCUAAAAUGGAACCAGACGAUGGAGCUCACGAGGAGACCAUAGAUGUAACCAGUGUGGAUCACGAGACGUCUGCCCCUUGUCAGCAGACGACACCUUACCACGAAGCUUCUAUCUUUAACCCCGGACAGGAGACGAUGUAUGAGUGUUCCGCCAGACUCCUUUUUAUGGCAGUCCGCUGGGCACGGAACCUUCCCUCCUUCGCUAACCUCCCUUUCCGAGAUCAGGUUAUACUACUUGAAGAGGCGUGGAGCGAGCUUUUCCUUCUUUGUGCUAUUCAAUGGUCAAUGCCAAUGGAAGCGUCGCCACUAUUGGCUACCCAGGAUCACAUGCACAACGCAUCAACCAAUGGAAAGACAGGUUUCUCCGAUAUUCGGCUGCUUCGAGAGGUCUUCGCACGGUUCAAAUCAGUUCAAGUUGAUCCAGCGGAAUUUGCUUGUCUGAAGGCCAUAGCAUUGUUUAAACCCGAGACCCGAGGACUGAAGGAUCCCAUACAAGUGGAGAAUUUACAGGAUCAGGCGCAAAUCAUGCUUGGACAGCACAUCCGGGCACAUCAUCCGACACAACCAAUCAGGUUUGGCCGCCUGCUCCUCAUGCUCCCUGGUCUGAAGUUCGUCUUGCCCGACAAAGUGGAGAAAAUAUUUUUCGGAAGAACAAUAGGCAACACGCCGAUGGAGAAGUUGUUAUGUGACAUGUUCAAAAGUUAAAAAGACUUUAAUUAAUAUUGAUGGAUGACUACAUGUAUAACAAAAAAAUCCAUUUUCUCAGCUAAGAAAUUAAGCCACCGUAGCUUAGGUUUCCAAUAACAGCACAACUAUUACCUGACCCACAGACUUUGCUCGAAUGUAGGACAGAACCCCAAUCGUUUACAAGUCUAGUUUUAUAUUGUUAUUGUAUAUAGUUUGGUGUUUUGAGGUAAUACGCGGCAUAUGAUACUGUCUACAGCUUUGAAUACGAGCAUUUCUAUUUUCUGUGGAAAAGUUGUUAUGUAUGCGGUAUACUUCAUUAGCAAAAUUGCGUUCGAAAAUCUUAACACAGUCAAAAACGCGAAAAUAGAAGUAGCGCAGACGUUACCAUCUAUACAGUAUACACAUGAUUUGAUUAAGACAUCACAUCCGUGUACAGUGUAUAAAUGACAUAACACGUGGUUAUAAUAUAUAAAGAGUUUUUUUCAGGAAUAAGACGUGCAUACAGUGUCAAAAUACGUUACUAGUUUUAAACAUCACACAUGUUUGGAAGUUAUAUUACAAUUGUUUUAUAUGAUACUGUAUAUGAGUCAUCACCGUUUUGGUGUGAUACUUCUGUAUCUAGGGUAACAGGUUUUGAAUUAUCGUCACCAUGCUAAUGGGGACUGCAUUGGCAUUGUGAAUAAACCAUACUAUUAUGGUAUAGUGGAUAUAUGUGAAAUUAAUUGAACUAGAAUAUGUAUAUACCCUUAAAUGCACGUAGUGUGGGAAAUCUCAGUAGAACUAGAUCCAAACUCUUUUUUAUAUGAUAUCCAGGAGGUUCACUGUAGUGUAUGAGUUGUAUAUAUUUGACAUCUGAAUUCCAAAAUUAGUAUUAUGACAUUGUUUUAUAUAAAUCUAAUAUAAAAUUAAACCAACCAUUCAGUAGCAUGGGAAAAGGCAGCUAAACUGAUGUAAAAUCUGAGCUGUCAGUUGAUGUAGAAUUAUACAUUGUUUUACUAUCUAUAUGUUGUAUAUACGCCAAAUCUCUAUUAAAAU